Rhincodon typus (whale shark) is the source of this 2437-nucleotide messenger RNA. Its product is annotated as WD repeat-containing protein 70. Gene Ontology annotation, molecular function: protein binding. Gene Ontology annotation, cellular component: site of double-strand break; nucleus. The coding region runs from base 128 to 2029 and encodes 633 amino acids. Gene Ontology annotation, biological process: regulation of DNA double-strand break processing. Lineage: Eukaryota; Metazoa; Chordata; Chondrichthyes; Orectolobiformes; Rhincodontidae. The record is from RefSeq and is a predicted model, not a curated record. The transcript has 17 exons.
GGGCGCUGGGAGCCCGGGUCCGCCCAACCGGAAGUGAAAGUGAUUGCCUAGUUGAUCCGGGUCAGAGUGUCUGACAAUCAGCGGAGAGAAAAAUCGGUAAAAAAGGAAGGUUUCAGCUGACAUUGAAAUGACCGAUCCUGACGUUGGUGCCAUAAUGGGAUUCUCCGGGUUUGGAAAGAAAGCUAGAACCUUUGACUUGGAGGCUAUAUUUGAACAGACUCGUCGCACUGCAAUUGAGAGGAGCAGGAAAGUGCUGGAGGAGGAGAGAAGUGUGGAGAGGCCCUACGAGCCAACAAGCUGCGCUGGGAGAUCAGGUUCCCCCUCCAGGAAAGGCCACACUGGAGAUUUGACCAGAUCACCUGUUGACAGCGAAAAUGGAAGUGAUGACAGUGACAAUGAAAGUGAAAAAUCUGGACCCACAUUACCAUCGCAGAUGCGUAGAUUGGAUGUUGAGGGGGAAAGUGCUGUGGGCCCCCCUCUACCCCUGGGAUAUGGUAAACAGCAAAGUGAGACAGAUGAAGAGGAUGAUGAGGAGAAGGAGGAUGAUGAAGAUGAAAACCCAUUGAAACGGAUUCCAGACUCGCACGAAAUCACACUAACCCAUGGCAAAAAAACAGUGUCAGCACUGGGACUGGAUCCUUCGGGGGCGCGGCUCGUCACCGGGGGCUACGAUUACGAGGUGAAGCUCUGGGACUUUGCUGGAAUGGAUGCCUCACUACAGGCCUUUCGAUCAUUACAGCCCUGUGAAUGCCAUCAGAUUAAGUCGUUGCAGUACAGCUCAACAGGCGAUGUGAUUCUGUGCGUGGCUGGAAGUGCCCAGGCCAAGGUGUUGGACCGUGAUGGCUUUCAGGUGAUGGAGUGUGUGAAAGGCGAUCAGUACAUUGUUGAUCAAGCUAAGACUAAGGGACACACAGCCAUGCUGAAUAGCGGAGUUUGGCAUCCAAAAAUCAAGGAGGAAUUUGUUACUUGUUCAAAUGACGGAACAGUGCGCACUUGGGAUAUGAACACUGAGAAGAAACACAAGAGUGUUUUCAAGCCACGUUCUAUGCAAGGGAAGCGAGUCAUUCCCACCACAUGUGUGUACAGCAGGGAUGGCAAGUUAAUCGCAGCUGCGUGUCAGGAUGGUUCUAUUCAGAUAUGGGACCGGAACCUCAAUGUGAGUGUCACUUUGUCCAACAGCAGCCGACAUGUAAUCUUCACUGCACAUGACCCGGGCAGAGGAGGACCUUUUCCCCCCCACCAAGUCCUGAUGAAGGGAGAUGACACCAUUAAAACCUGGGAUAUGAGGAAUUUCCGGAAUCCCUUGAAUGUGGCAUCUGGUCUGCCCAACAUCUUUCCAAUGACAGAUUGCUGCUUCAGCCCUGAUGAUAAGCUGCUGGUAACUGGAACAUCAGUGAAGAGAGGACAGGAGAAUGGGAAACUGGUGUUCUUUCACAGAGAAACAUUUCAAAAAUUGUAUGAGAUUGAGGUCACUGAUGCAAGCGUUAUUCGAUGCUUGUGGCACCCAAAGCUGAACCAGAUCAUGGUGGGGACAGGAAAUGGAUUAGCAAAAGUCUACUAUCAUCCAGUCAAAAGUCAAAGAGGGGCUAAACUUUGUGUCGUGAAAACAAAGCGAAAAGCAAAGCAGAGUCAGACUGUCACACAGGAAUACGUCAUUACACCACACGCCCUGCCCAUGUUCCGGGAACCCAGGCAGAAGAGCACCAGGAAACAGUUGGAGAAAGAUCGUCUUGAUCCUGUGAAAUCCCACAAGCCGGAACCUCCAGUAUCUGGACCAGGCCGUGGUGGACGCGUUGGUACUCAUGGUGGAACGUUAUCAUCAUUUAUUGUGAAGAACAUCGCUCUGGAUAAAACAGAUGACAGCAACCCGCGUGAAGCUAUCUUACGUCAUGCAAAAGAAGCCGAACAAAAUCCAUACUGGGUGGCUCCGGCCUAUGUGAAAACCCAGCCACAUGCCGUGUUUGCAACCCCAGAGGCCGAGGAAGAGGUGGAGGAUGAUGAGCCUGAGUGGAAGAAGCGCAAACUAUGAACACAAUGUGGACCUUGGACUCUUGGCCAAUGAGGUUGGCUGCAGCCAUGGCUAGUUUCACAUCUCUGUUACCUGUUUCUAUUAGUGGCACGGCAUCGGGACUGUUCGAGACAUGAGUUGAGGGAGGUGGAUAGUGAACGAGUGAGUGUAGGAUAUUGAGGUAUUUGGGUUAUAUUUGAUGAAGGAGUGGGUUUUAUAGGGUUGGGUGAAUCAGUUGAUUUGGGAAAGGUCAGUAAGGAUGGGUGAGGGCAAGGAUAGGGCACGGAGGAGAUCAAUGUACUGACUGUCUUUUUGCUUUGCAACUGCUGUCACAUGUCCUGUUGUUAAAUUUUUUCUGAUGUUCUGUUCUGAUUAAUGUUAAUAAAAUCUGAUGCUGGAUAAUUCAGCCUCUGAGCUUAAGUUAAAUAA